This is a messenger RNA of Amborella trichopoda, 1059 nucleotides long. RefSeq lists its product as uncharacterized. The record is from RefSeq and is a predicted model, not a curated record. NCBI's taxonomy places the organism in Eukaryota, Viridiplantae, Streptophyta, Magnoliopsida, Amborellales, Amborellaceae. Gene Ontology annotation, molecular function: protein dimerization activity.
AGAUACGAGAUAUUAUUCUUUCAAAAUAUUUUUGGUGUGGGGUGAAACAUGCGAUAUUAGUAUUUCUUCCCUUGGUGAAGGUCUUGCGAUUGGUUGAUGUUGAUAAGCCCUCCAUGGGCUUUAUAUAUGAUACAACGGAAAGGGCUAAGAAUGAGAUUUUAGAGAAUUUGGGCGAUGAUGCAGCGAAGUAUGCCCCAAUUUGGGAGAUUAUAGAUGAUAAAUGGGAUAGGCAGCUCCAUAGACCAUUGCAUGCGGCAGGGUACUACUUGAACCCCAAAAUCUUUUAUGCAGAUGCAGAUAUUGAGUCCAAAGGGGUAAUUAUGGAUGGUUUUAAUGAGUGCCUUGAGAAAUUAGUUCCUGAUCCAAAUAUACAAGAUAAGAUAUCAAUUGAAGAGCUAAUUUUGUACAAGUGUUCUUUGAUGUCAUUUGGGAAAGAUAUGGCAUUAAGGCAGAGAAACGAAGAGGAAUCAGCCCAAUGGUGGAGACAACAUGGGAGUAGCGCUCCAAACCUUCAGAAGAUGGCUAUGCGGAUCUUGAGUUUGAUAACUGCCUCUUCUGGUUGUGAGCGCAAUUGGAGUUCGUUUGAGAUGGUGCAUACAAAGAGAAGAAAUAGGCUUGAGCAAAGGAAGCCCAAUGACUUGAUUUUUGUUAGAGAGAAUCAAAGGCUCAAGGAGAAGAAAAGCUAGCCAAAGAAGGACCCUAUCUCUUCGAAAGACAUGGAUAAUGCUUCAGAUUAGCUAGUUAGUGACCCUGGUGUUGAGGAGGUCUUCCCUGGGGAGGGUUUGACAUGGGAAAUGGUCGAGGAGGCUUCAGGGCAAGCUUUUGAUCCUAGGAGGGCCACUCGAGCAACUUCUUCUGCUAGUACUUCACGGAGGUAGAUAGAGGAAGAGGAGGCAGAUUCAGAAGAAUCUCUAGAAGAAGAGGAAUAUGUUGAAGAGGGCAAUGAUUUUGAUGAUGACGGCUUCAAUUUUGAUGCAAAUGAAGCAACGAAGAUGAUGAUUCUGAUUCUUAUUGAUGUCUUCAUUGUCUUUUCUCUUCUUUUGAAGUAACUUUAAUACU